This is a messenger RNA of Aspergillus tubingensis, 582 nucleotides long. Its product is annotated as AAA-ATPase Vps4-associated 1 family protein. The record is from RefSeq and is a predicted model, not a curated record. The coding region runs from base 1 to 582 and encodes 193 amino acids. Gene Ontology annotation, biological process: vacuolar transport. Gene Ontology annotation, cellular component: endosome. The transcript has 4 exons. Lineage: Eukaryota; Fungi; Ascomycota; Eurotiomycetes; Eurotiales; Aspergillaceae.
AUGUCAAUGUCCCUCCAAAACAUCUGGCAUCUGCGCCGAGUAGCAGAUACAGCCGCCAAAGCAUGUUAUAUAUGCUACAAGCCAUCGAGUAGUGUAUUCAUCACGCCUGAUAAUCGGGACUUCUUCUACGUCUGCCCCUCUCACCUCCAAGACCGCCAUUUCUGUUCUCCUAUUGUCGAUACAGAAGCGGCGGCCGCCAAGGCCAAAGAAGAGGCUAUGGCGAGGGAGAUUGAGAGGGUGAAGAAGGAGUAUGAGGAGAAGCAGCAGCGGAAGAAGAAUAAGGAUGCUGAGAAGGAGAAGGAGAAGAAGGAAGAUGAUAAAGACAAGGAAAAGGAUGAUAAGUCUGCUACGAAGAAGGGGGAUGAGGAGGAUAAGAAAAUGCAAAAGGAACGGGAUGAUAAGAUUGAGAGUAUCAAGAAAUCGACCAAUUCGUCGGAUGACUCGCCGAGGGUAUUUGCGUUGCACAAGAACUUCUAUCAGAUGCGUAUCGACAGGAUGCGCAAUGCCGAGAUGGCUAGAAGGAAUCGUCAGCGUUUGCAGGAUCCUUCUCUGUUCCCGUCUGUCCCGACUGGGGGGCUGUGA